AGAAAAUCUCGUCGUCUAUCUUUUCCUUUCUCAACAUUUAUGUCCCCAGUUUUUGUUGCUCACCUCAAGCAACACUAUUAUUAGUAUGACACAAAAUCAAAUCCUAGUGAAUCUUAUAAUUAGCUAAAAUCGCAUAUAUCCCUCUUCCCUCUUUUGUUAAAUUUUUUUUCACUACAUACAUAAAAAAUUGGACAACUUUUUCCAUAGCAUUCAAGUGACCUAGUUUCUUCUAAUUAGAAAAGAGAAGAUGGACAAGAAAUUAGGUUUAGAAGUAAUGGAAGGAGGUGGAGAAGUGAAGGAGGAAAAAUUACCUGCCGGGUAUCGGUUUCAUCCAACGGAUGAGGAGCUCAUCACAUGCUACCUAAUCAACAAGAUUUCAGAUUCAAAUUUCACAGGACGAGCAAUUGGAGAUGUCGAUCUCAACAAAUGCGAGCCUUGGGAUCUUCCAGGGAAGGCGAAAUCGGGAGAAAAGGAGUGGUACUUUUUCAGCCUACGUGACCGGAAAUACCCGACAGGCGUGCGCACAAACCGGGCCACGAACAGUGGGUACUGGAAAACGACUGGAAAAGACAAGGAGAUAUACAACAGCAACACGUCCGAGUUAGUUGGGAUGAAGAAGACAUUGGUGUUUUACAAAGGACGAGCGCCCAGAGGAGAAAAAAGUAAUUGGGUCAUGCAUGAAUAUCGCAUUCACUCUAGAUCAUCCGCGUUUAGAAACAUGACCAAGCAAGACGAGUGGGUGGUGUGCCGAGUAUUUCAAAAAAGCGCUGGAGUCAAAAAAUACCCUUCAAACAACCAGUCUUCAUCGAGAGCAAUCCUGAUGAGCCCCUACACCUCCUUAACCCUCCCCCAAAACCCACUCCAAACAGUACACCAACCGCUUUUUCAUCAUCAAUCCACGGACCUCAACAACUUAUUCGAAAUACAACAACUCAACAAGGCCAUAAUGAGCGACCUCCCGGCGGCCCCACCUCAUAUAAACUUGUACAAUGGAGGAGAGAACAGCAAUGGCUGUUUCACCAUCUCCGGCCUCAACCUCAACCUCAGGGCCACCUCAGCUCAGCCGCUCGUGCAGCAAGACAUGAGUGUGCAGGCCACUGAUCAUAAUAAUGGUGCUAAUAGGUUUGUGGUUAUGGAUCAGUGUGCUGACCUGGAUGCUUACUGGCCUUCCAAUUCCUACAUGGGAAAUUAAUUAAAUUGGUGGGAGUAAGGAGUGUUUGUUUGUGAGGUAGGUGUUUGUGAUUUUUUUAUUUUGGUAAUGUAUUUUUGGUUUAGCUGUAUUUGAUGAAGGGUACUUGUUGCUUGUUGUUUAAGUUUGGGUCUUGAUUUUGGCUGUCCACUGAAAAACUUUUGUGUGGAUUGCAUGCAUGUUUAUAUUAUCUGGAUGGAUAGAAACUUUAUCAUCUCAUUUAUAUUACUUGACGCAUUUUAC
Molecule: messenger RNA, 1432 nt
Organism: Striga asiatica
Lineage: Eukaryota; Viridiplantae; Streptophyta; Magnoliopsida; Lamiales; Orobanchaceae
Source: the annotation of a GenBank genome assembly